Molecule: messenger RNA, 480 nt
Organism: Didymosphaeria variabile
Lineage: Eukaryota; Fungi; Ascomycota; Dothideomycetes; Pleosporales; Didymosphaeriaceae
Exons: 1
Coding region: 1-480 (159 amino acids)
Source: RefSeq, a predicted model, not a curated record
AUGUCAGCUUCACUUUUCCUCGCUGUGCUCGCCAUUGCUGCUAUCUACUUCGCGAUCUACAUCUACACUGUCUGCAUGAUAGUCGAGACAGUGGUCCAUACAACCCUGCUCAGCACUUCCACCCGCCUCCGCACCAUCCUCUCCAAGGUCAUUGCCGCUAUCUCCCUCGCCAUCUACACCAUCUGCACUCUAGUCGACACAAUGGCCCAUACGACUCUGCUGAGCACUUCCACCCGCCUCCGCGCCUCCGUCUCCCAGCUCAUGCUGGACUUCGCCUCCGACAUCGACAUCUCUUCAUCCGACGAGCCCGCUCACAUCCUCGACGACACUAGCAUCGACACGGCCUCACACAAGGAGCGCGCUACUGUUCACGGUCAGGCUACCGCCAUGAAGUCUCAACGCUGUGGGACAAAGAGGCAGGUGCGGAUGCCGGCUAUUGUGCAGGUGCCGACUGGGGGGUAUAACUGUGCGGUUAUGUGA